AUGGUACGGAGGGGUUUCGCAGCGGACGCUGCCUUUACGAAGAAGAACAUGAUCACCUUCAAAGUUGGUCAUGGAGGCAAGGCCGUGUUCCUGGUUCCUGAGGACCGCAUUCGUGCCUCGUCCGAGUUCGUUGACGCAGCGAUGAGAGGACCGUGGCAAGAAUCGCAAGAGCGGGUCAUUACCCUACCCGAUUUCGACAUACACACCUUCGGUAUCUACUUCCAGUGGCUUGUUACAGGCGUCGUUCACAGCAAAUCCUACCUCGCCGAUGGAAAUGAUCCUGCCCUACCCUUAUUCACGGAGAUGCUCCUGUUGCCUAAGUUAUCCGAUCUAGGCCACUACUUACUCGACACUGACUUCAGAGACACUCUCAACGAUGUUCUCAUACAAUGCACUGUCGAAAUACACCGUAGUCGCGGCGGCCGUUUCCCACCAAAUUUUGGUUCGGACUUUUACCAUAAGACACCGGACCAGUCGCCAACUAGAAAACUUGUCACAGCCCUCGCAGCCUGGGAAAUACAGGAGUUUCAUUUCCCUGCUAUGGAAAAGGAACGAGAUACCGUGAACACUGAUUACAUGAUGGAUCUACUUAUCGCCGUGACUAGACGGCUUGUUCCGAGCACGCGCGGCAAGUCACCACUUGACGGGUGGGAGACGAGCUGCAAGUACCACUGUCAUGGCGACGAGAAGCCUUGCUACAGGAAGAAAGCCGACACGUCUCGCGUUAUCACAACGAAGCGCCCAGCUCCCGACGACGCCCAGUCAUCAGACGCAAAGCGACGUGCUUGA
This is a messenger RNA of Alternaria hordeiaustralica, 789 nucleotides long. RefSeq lists its product as uncharacterized. The transcript is spliced from 3 exons. Bases 1 to 789 code for a protein of 262 amino acids. The record is from RefSeq and is a predicted model, not a curated record. Lineage: Eukaryota; Fungi; Ascomycota; Dothideomycetes; Pleosporales; Pleosporaceae.